AAAAAAGUCUUAAAAGGAAAUUAAGAAACUCGAAGGCGCAAGAGCAUACAGCGCCAGGAUAGCGAAGACAGCGAAGAUUAUGAGGAACGAGAACGAGGGAGGCGAGGACUUGGGAAGAAGUCCAAAAAGAAACCGAAGAAGCUAAAAAAGAAACCAAAGAAGCUGAAAAAGAAAACUAAGAAGCUGAAAAAGAAACCAAAGAACCUGAAAAUGAAAACUAAGAAGCUGAAAAAGAAACCAAAGAAGCUGAAAAAGAAAACGAAGAAGCUGAAAAAGAAGGCAAUAGGGAAAUUGACAGGAUCAGGAAUGGAACAAGAAAAUGUUAUGGAGGGUGAAGGUGACGGAAACGGAAAUGUUGAAGGAGUUAAAGAACCCGCCGGAGGAGAAGAACCCACGGCGGGAGAACCCGCCGGAGGAGAACCCGCCGGUGGAGAACCCACCGGAGGAGAAUCCGCCGGAGGAGAAGAACCCAACGGAGAAGGAGAAGAAUUCAACGGAGGAGGAGAACCUACCGGAGGAGAAAACGCCGAAGGAGCAGAAGCAAGCGAAGGCCAGGCAGCGUGAGGCAAAGGCACACCAGACGGUUCCAACGAGUACGAGAAACCCGCAGAUGAUGAAUAGAAACAUUCAUGGUUUUGGAGUAAUGACACAGGUGCACAACUACCCUAACGAACUCCUACCACCCAAACUCGACCCAGUGUGAGUAAUAGUUCUGCUUACUCUGGGUCGCGCCAGGGAGGCUAGUUAUAUACAACUGGUUACCUUAAAAGUCUCGACUCCGAUUGGGCCUUAACGGAUGGGCAGGUUCCCAUAAUGACUACCCGAAAGGACUCACCAGUUUUUGUUCUUCUGAUCUCAGUUGUGAUUCUGAUAUUACUACAUGAUACUGUUAUCUUUGGGUCCAUAAAAUACGAUAUUAUUGAAUAUAUGUUCAUG
This is a messenger RNA of Penaeus monodon (black tiger shrimp), 936 nucleotides long. Its product is annotated as early nodulin-75-like. The transcript has 2 exons. Lineage: Eukaryota; Metazoa; Arthropoda; Malacostraca; Decapoda; Penaeidae. Bases 320 to 703 code for a protein of 127 amino acids. The record is from RefSeq and is a predicted model, not a curated record.